UGGGCAACGAAACAGAGCUGGAGAGCAUGAGGCAAUGAGGAAGAUUAAGAACGAAUUUAUGACACACUGGGAUGGUCUCUUGUCAAGACCAGACCAGAAAAUUCUUGGUCUUGCAGCAACCAAUCGUCCUUUUGAUCUUGACGAGGCUAUCAUUAGAAGGUUCGAGCGCAGAAUCAUGGUUGGCCUGCCGUCGGUGCAAAAUCGGGAAUUGAUUAUGAGGAGGCUUCUGUCAAAGGAGAAAGUUGAUGAAGGAAUAGACUAUAAGGAACUAGCAACCAUGACUGAAGGAUACAGUGGCAGCGAUCUCAAGAACCCCUGCACAACGGCCGCAUAUCGCCCUGUGAGGGAACUGAUCCAGAAGGAAUUGGUAAUCUAA
This is a messenger RNA of Brachypodium distachyon (stiff brome), 376 nucleotides long. Its product is annotated as ATPase family AAA domain-containing protein 1-A. The record is from RefSeq and is a predicted model, not a curated record. The transcript is spliced from 3 exons. Lineage: Eukaryota; Viridiplantae; Streptophyta; Magnoliopsida; Poales; Poaceae. The coding region runs from base 35 to 376 and encodes 113 amino acids. Gene Ontology annotation, cellular component: mitochondrial outer membrane. Gene Ontology annotation, molecular function: ATP hydrolysis activity; ATP binding.